AUAUUCAUUCCUAGGGAAUACUAUAUUAGUAUAUAGAGAAUCCUCCUGGUUCAAGAAAGUAUGUGGAGGCCAAUAUACUAGUUGUGAAUGGUGAUCCACUAAGCAUAAAUGGCUUCAAUUUGUUAAUGUGAGACAGCAUUUUAGUUAGUCUCCUCAGUGCUCAGAGCUGCAUAAGAUUGAUUGGUAUUAUCUGAUCAUAUCCAUCCAAAUUCCAAAAUGAUGUACAAUUCAAUAUUUGCCAAGAGCUUUAGCCGUUAUGAGCAGAAAAAAUUGGGAUAUGGAGCAUUUGUGGGAUGCUUAAUAAUAGUUUUGAGUCUUUGCACAGUCUUUAAGCCUUACAUAGGUUCUAUUCAUGAUUUGAAGCUGAAGCUCUAUGUCAGCAUUGACACCAAAAUGCUGAUGCUGAAUGAAACUAGCAGCUUUCCACAGAUAGCCAGCGUUGAAGAGACAGAAACAAAGAAAAUGGAGCAAGGAUGCUUUUCAGAAGAAAGGACAAAUUUUUGCCAAGUACAGGGAGAUAUCAGAGUCCAUGGAAAAUCCUCCUCUGUUUACAUUGUGACACCUGAAACAACAAUCUUGCCAGAAAACUCCUCGUGGACCAUAAGGCCUUAUGCGCGAAAGGACGAUGCAGAAGCAAUGAGGCGUGUAAGAGAAUGGUCAAUAAAGGCAGUGAAAGAUGGCAUGAAAUUCCCACAGUGCACACAACAUCACAGCAUUCCAGCUGUGAUAUUCUCUACUUCAGGCUAUAUUGGCAACCACUUCCAUGAAUUCACAGACAUCAUCAUCCCACUGUUUCUGACUUCUAGACAAUUCAAUGGACAAGUUAAAUUUGUCGUGUCCGAAAUGCGUCCUUGGUGGAUUUCUAAGUACCAAGCAAUUCUCAGUAAGCUGUCCAAUUAUGAGGUCUUGAACAUUGACAAAGAUGACAAAGUUCACUGCUUCCCAGGUGUGAAUGUUGGUCUCAAAAGGUAUCCGAAAGAACUAAGCAUUGACCCUCAAAAGUACUCCUAUUCCAUCAAAGACUUCAGGAGUUUUCUGAGAGACUCUUAUUCACUGAAGAGAGUUGAUGCAAUCAAAUUGAGAGAGGAGGGUGAAGAUGAGAAUAAUAAGAAUAAGAAGCAGCAGCCAAGGCUUUUGAUUCUUUCAAGAAGAAGAACAAGAUCAUUCACUAACACAGCUGAAAUAGCAAAUAUGGCUAGAAGCAUGGGAUUCGAGGCGAUUGUAAUGGAAGCUGGUGGAAGCAUGUCAAACUUUGCAAAUGUGGUGAAUUCUUGUGAUGUGCUGUUGGGAGUUCAUGGAGCUGGCCUCACUAACAUUGUUUUCCUUCCUGAGAAUGCAGUUUUGAUACAAGUAGUUCCUCAUGGUGGUUUCGAAUGGCUUGCCAAAUAUGACUUUGAAUUGCCCUCAAAGAAUAUGGGACUAAAGUACUUGGAUUACAAGAUAAGUGUAGAAGAAAGCACUCUUAUUCAGCAAUAUCCACAAGAUCACAUGAUCAUAAAGCACCCCCCAUCCAUUGGGAAACUUGGAUGGGAAAGAUUCAAGUCUGUGUAUUUGGAACAACAGAAUGUGAUGCUAGACCUCAAUAGGUUUAGGCCUACAUUGCAGAAAGCCCUUGAGCUAUUGCACCAGUAAUAUAAGUACCUGUUCACGGAUGAGUCUUUUUUGUUUUGUUGUUAUAUUUAUCCAUUGUUUUUCAAGUAGUGUACAGAAUAAAUGAUGAACAAAGAAGUCAUCAUGUGGCACAAAACAUUUGUACUUGAGGGGAAACAAUGUUCAGUGGAGUCGAGAUUACAUCUUGCAAUAACAAACAAUUUAUUGUGUGCCUUGUGAAAUUAAA
This is a messenger RNA of Arachis duranensis, 1837 nucleotides long. RefSeq names its product alpha-1,3-arabinosyltransferase XAT3-like. Lineage: Eukaryota; Viridiplantae; Streptophyta; Magnoliopsida; Fabales; Fabaceae. Gene Ontology annotation, molecular function: glycosyltransferase activity. The coding region runs from base 217 to 1632 and encodes 471 amino acids. The transcript is spliced from 3 exons. The record is from RefSeq and is a predicted model, not a curated record.